UGCAUGAAGCCGCGCGACCCCACGGAGCGGCGGCAGCAGCAACAGCAACAGCAGCAGCGGCGGCGGCGGCAGCAGCGGGAGCGGCGGAGCCCCGAGGCGGCGGCGCUGCGCGGUCCCAGCCAGGCGGUCCCCGGGCCCCGGUGGAUGCGCGGCCGGGGAGGGGCCCAUGGGCCGGAGCUGAGGCUGCCCGGGGCGGCGGCGGCGGCGGCGGCGGCGGCGGCGGCGGGGCGCGGGCCGGGGGGCGCGGUCGAGGCCCGGCGGCGGCGGCGCAGGAGGAAGCGGAGGAGGGCGGGCGCGCCGGGCCCGGGAGGCGACCAGCACCGCGCCACCGCCAGCGCCACCGCCACCGCCGCCGCGGCCCCGGGCUCGCCAUGCUCCUGGCCUCGGCCGUGGUGGUCUGGGAAUGGCUGAACGAGCACGGCCGCUGGCGCCCCUACAGCCCGGCCGUGAGCCACCACAUCGAGGCGGUGGUCCGCGCCGGCCCCCGCGCGGGGGGCAGCGUGGUGCUGGGCCAGGUGGACAGCCGGCUGGCGCCCUACAUCAUCGACCUGCAGUCCAUGAACCAGUUCCGCCAGGACACCGGAACCCUCCGCCCCGUUCGCCGCAACUACUACGACCCGUCGUCGGCGCCCGGGAAGGGCGUGGUGUGGGAGUGGGAGAACGACAACGGGUCCUGGACGCCCUACGACAUGGAGGUGGGCAUCACCAUCCAGCACGCCUACGAGAAGCAGCAGCCCUGGAUCGACCUCACCUCCAUCGGCUUCAGCUACGUCAUUGACUUCAGCACCAUGGGCCAGAUCAACCGGCAGACGCAGCGCCAGCGCCGGGUGCGCCGGCGCCUGGACCUCAUCUACCCACUGGUCACGGGCACGCUGCCCAAAGCCCCGUCGUGGCCGGCCAGCCCGGCCGCGGCCGCCUCGCCCCCUGGGCCGCCCUGCUCCUGCCCGCAGUGCGUGCUGGUGAUGAGCGUCAAGGCGGCCGUGGUCAGCCCCCAGAAGCCCCCCGGCGCCCGCAAGAAUGUGCCCACCGCCGUCAACGUGCCGCUCAAGCUGCCCGCGCCGCCCGGCCCCGGGGCCAAGCCCCUGGACGGCACUGCCACCCUCCGAGGCCCCGUGAAGACGUCCCCCGCGCAGCUGGCCCGGCGACAGAUGUCCAGCGCACCCACGGGGGCGACUGCGGGCUCUCCAGCCAGCCCCCCGGGAGCCAAUGGAAAGCCCGGAAGGGUGGCCCUGGCUACCUUAAAUCGGACCAAUCUGCAGCGACUGGCCAUUGCCCAGUCCCGGGUGCUGAUCGCCUCUGGGGUCCCCACCGUCCCAGUGAAGAACCUCAACGGGUCCAGUCCUGUCAACCCUGCCCUGGCAGGAAUCACGGGGAUCCUCAUGAGUGCAGCAGGGUUGCCCGUGUGCCUCACCAGGCCACCGAAACUGGUCCUCCACCCACCGCCCGUCAGCAAGAGCGAGAUCAAAUCCAUCCCGGGGGUCUCCAACACGAGCCGCAAGACCACCAAGAAACAAGCCAAGAAAGGUAAAACCCCAGAAGAAGUGCUGAAGAAGUAUCUGCAGAAAGUGCGACACCCACCCGAUGAGGACUGCACCAUCUGCAUGGAGCGCCUCACAGCCCCCUCCGGUUACAAGGGCCCACAGCCGACCAUCAAGCCUGACCUAGUUGGAAAGCUGUCCAGAUGCGGCCACAUCUACCACAUCUACUGCCUGGUUGCCAUGUACAACAACGGCAACAAGGAUGGGAGUUUGCAGUGUCCAACCUGUAAGACCAUUUAUGGGGUGAAGACGGGCACCCAGCCCCCCGGGAAGAUGGAGUACCACCUCAUCCCUCACUCUCUGCCUGGUCACCCUGACUGCAAAACUAUCAGGAUCAUCUAUAGCAUCCCUCCUGGCAUUCAGGGACCAGAACACCCAAAUCCCGGGAAGAGUUUCAGCGCCCGUGGCUUCCCAAGACACUGUUAUCUUCCGGACAGCGAGAAAGGGAGAAAAGUUCUGAAACUGCUCCUGGUGGCCUGGGACCGCCGCCUCAUCUUUGCCAUCGGGACUUCCAGCACCACUGGCGAGUCGGACACUGUCAUCUGGAACGAGGUCCACCAUAAGACGGAGUUUGGCUCUAAUCUCACCGGCCACGGCUACCCAGAUGCCAAUUACUUGGAUAACGUGCUGGCCGAGCUGGCCGCCCAGGGCAUCUCCGAGGACAGCAUGGCCCAGGAGAAGGACUGAACUGGAGGGGCUCUGGGAACCGCUGGGCAGGAUGUGGGAGAAGCCAAGCUGGAAGGGGGUGCCGUGAUCCCGCCCCUAUCGCCCCCCCCAGCCCC
Molecule: messenger RNA, 2320 nt
Organism: Sorex fumeus (smoky shrew)
Lineage: Eukaryota; Metazoa; Chordata; Mammalia; Eulipotyphla; Soricidae
Gene: DTX4
Product: deltex E3 ubiquitin ligase 4
Biological process (GO): protein ubiquitination; Notch signaling pathway
Cellular component (GO): nucleoplasm
Molecular function (GO): zinc ion binding; ubiquitin protein ligase activity
Source: RefSeq, a predicted model, not a curated record